AUGAGGGGAUGGCGCCUCCGCCUUUGGCUGGUUUACCUCCUCGGGCGCCUUCUGGCAGCAACAGAUGAAACUGCGGACUUGCUGUCUGAAAAGUUAAGUGAUGCUACCUUGCCUUUCACUGUAGAAGGGAGUUCUGUACCUGCAAGCAGUGAAGGACCUAAAGAAUCAAUCCAGUACAGGACUGCAGAGAUUGCUGAUGCUAUGAUGGGUAGCAGCAUGCCUCCAGGGCAGCCUGUGGUACUGUCAGUCAUUCCAGGUGAGACAAAGCAGAGGCAAGGUUCUGAGUUGGACACUGGCACUUGUGAUGCAGCUGUUGAUGGUGAAUGCAGUAUGCAGGGUGCUGUUUCAUCUGUAUUUCAGUCAGAAUCUCAUGUUCAAGAGCAAAUAAAAGAACCACCUGUACUUCUGGAAGCUGUGCAUCCUACAUCAGCAGAGGAUUCUAAUAGCACAGACAUGAUGAAAACUCCAAAAGUGAAUUGUGAGGAAAGAAACAUUACAGGGAUGACAAAUUUUACAUUACAAAUCCUGAAUAUUUCCCAAGAUUUAAUGGAGUUCUUAAAUCCAAAUGGCAGUGACUGCACGUUAGUCCUAUUUUAUACACCUUGGUGCCGUUUUUCUGCCAAUCUGGCUCCUCAUUUUAAUUCUUUGCCUCGAGCAUUCCCCACUUUACAUUUUUUGGCUUUGGAUGCCUCUCAGCAUAGCAGUCUAUCAACCAGAUUUGGAACUGUGGCUGUUCCUAAUAUUCUUCUUUUUCAAGGAGCUAAGCCGAUGGCAAGGUUUAAUCAUACGGAUCGAACCCUGGAAACACUGAAAGCUUUCAUUUUUAAUCAGACAGGAAUAGAACCGAAGCCUGAUGUUGUUGUCACUGAGGAAGAUCAAGCUGGUCCCCUGCCUAGUACACUGAGUAGGGGAGUAGACUGGCUGCUUUUAUUUUCUUUACUGUUUCUCAUCAGUUUCAUCAUGUAUGCUACUGUUCGGACAGAGAGCAUUCGAUGGUUAAUACCUGGUCAAGAUCAGGAGCACCAGGAAUGAUGUGUAAAUUGAUAACUGUAUCUUCAUAAAAAGAUAAACUACAUAAACAUUGUACAGUGGAUCAACUCUUUACAACUUUUUGAGAGCCACAACACUGUUUUGUUGACCAAGAAAGGAAAAAUAGACAAAGUAGCACUUUAAAGACUAGCAGUUUUAUUUCUGUGAAUGUUUGUGUCUGUUUUCUCAGAAUGUCUGUUUUCUCAGAAGCAUUAUUAAUAAAUAAUGGGCCAUU
This is a messenger RNA of Pogona vitticeps (central bearded dragon), 1264 nucleotides long. RefSeq names its product thioredoxin domain containing 15 (gene TXNDC15). Gene Ontology annotation, biological process: cilium assembly. Gene Ontology annotation, cellular component: cilium. NCBI's taxonomy places the organism in Eukaryota, Metazoa, Chordata, Lepidosauria, Squamata, Agamidae. The record is from RefSeq and is a predicted model, not a curated record.